CUUUGCCUAACAGACGCAGACAAGGAAUGAAAACGGCGCCACAUCUACACUCCUGCAAAAUUCCUGCCCAUUUGGAUGCGACUCUGGUCACAUGGGAAAACAAUGAGGUUGUCUCAGUCGCCUGCAAACUCCCUUACGUUCUGAGAGGCGAAGCGAGAGCUGUUUGUCUUGCACACAGCGAAUGGGAGAAACCAUUUCCCGAAUGUGUUCUCCCGGCACCUACAAACAUUUCCAACGAACACGGGAACGUGAGCAUGCAGUCCGCCAAGCCCGUUCUUGAACAAACUACUGAAGUACCACGCCUGAAAGAACCUUCAAACCAAAAAUGUAAGGUUUCGCCAAUUGAGAACGCAGUUUAUCGAAGCAACGUGAAUAUCAGCUCUCCCGAGAUACAACUCGAUAAACAGUUUGCCAACGGCACCUCCAUUUACUUCCACUGUCGCGGUGAUCGAACAAGUUACAGAAUACGUUGCUUGGAAGGUUUCUGGAAACCGGCUCCAAGCUGUCUUCCAGGUAACGGUGUAAAAUUUACUUUCGCAAAAGGUUGA
Ixodes scapularis (black-legged tick) is the source of this 548-nucleotide messenger RNA. RefSeq lists its product as uncharacterized. The transcript has 4 exons. NCBI's taxonomy places the organism in Eukaryota, Metazoa, Arthropoda, Arachnida, Ixodida, Ixodidae. Bases 27 to 548 code for a protein of 173 amino acids. The record is from RefSeq and is a predicted model, not a curated record.